AUGAGUCAGUCAACUACUAUUCAACCUCUUAAUUCAGAGGAAACAACACCGCCAAAUAUACCUAGUCCAUUUGCCUUCACCCCAACGCAACUUUAUCGUCUCAUAGACCCGAAAAAUCUUUCAUUAUUAAAGAGUUAUGGAGGAAUCGAUGGUUUAAUAAAGGGUCUACAUACCGACCCUCAAACUGGUUUAAGUAGAGAUGAAUCCACCCCUUUGAAACAGAUAUCUUUUAAAGAUAUAACUAAAGAAUUGCCUGAAGACGGUAGUGUUAUAGAAAAUGAAGAUAAUGCACAACAAACGUUAGUUGUCGGUCAAAUACCUGAAGAAGGUGCUCCGUUUUAUCAGAGAAUAAAAGCUUUCGGCACGAAUUUAUUGCCUGAAAAGAAACCAAAAACCAUUUUUCAAUUAAUGUGGAUUGCAAUGCAAGAAAAGGUUUUGAUUCUUUUAACGGUAGCUGCUUUCGUUUCAUUAGGUCUUGGUAUUUUUGAAGAUUUUGGACCUCUUCAAGAAGCCGAAUCUGCCAAUCAACCUAAAAUCCGUUGGGUAGAAGGGGUUGCCAUUAUUGUCGCGAUCAUCAUCGUUGUUAUGGUUGGUAGUCUGAACGAUUGGCAAAAAGAAAAACAAUUUCAAAAGCUAAAUGCUAAAAAAGAGGAUCGUAAUGUGAAAGUUAUAAGGAAUGGUAGAGAAUCUCUUAUAUCAGUACAUGAUAUCCUCGUAGGAGAUGUACUUCAUUUGGAACCUGGUGACAUCAUCGCGGUUGAUGGUGUCUUAGUUGCUGGACAUAAUUUACGUUGUGAUGAAUCAGCUGCUACAGGUGAAAGUGAUGCUGUAAGAAAAUUGAAAUAUGAAGAUUGUUUAAAAGAAUCUGAAAAGGAAGAUGGGGGUGUAUAUUCAUUUCACUCUAAAUCGGAUCCUUUCAUACUCAGUGGUAGUAAAGUAUUGGAAGGAGUUGGGGUUUACAUUGUCACCGGUAUCGGUGUCAAUUCUUUUCAUGGCAAAAUUAUGAUGUCUUUAAGGACUGAUCCUGAAGACACACCUCUCCAAAUGAAAUUGAAUGAUCUUGCCGAAAGAAUCGCAAAGUUGGGCGGUGCUGCAGCUCUUCUGAUGUUUAUAGUUCUCAUUAUAAUAUAUUUUGUUAGUUUUCGUAACGGUGUACCAGGCGUUUUCCAAGUAUUGGAUAAUUUAAUUAGAAUCAUUAUUUCAACGGUUACAAUUAUUGUGGUUGCAGUACCAGAAGGUCUGCCUUUAGCAGUAACAUUAGCGCUCGCAUAUGCCACAACACGUAUGCUUAAGGAUAACAAUCUUGUACGUGUUCUCUCAGCUUGUGAAACUAUGGGUAAUGCAACGACAGUUUGUUCAGAUAAAACUGGAACAUUAACGCAAAAUAAAAUGACUGUUGUUGCUGGAACGAUAGGUUUAUCUGUCUCGUUUGCUAGAGAUGCCGAAGCCCAAUCUUUCGAACCUAAAAAUAAUCCUCGCCAGGGUACCGAUAUCUUGGAUAAUCCUAUUUCGAUACAACAAUUAAAAUCUAAACUCCCCGAUGAUAUCAUAAAAUUAUUGAACUAUUCGAUAGCCAUUAAUUCCUCGGCUUUUGAAGGUGAUCCUGAAAAUGGUAAUAGAACUUUUGUUGGUUCUAAAACCGAAACUGCAUUAUUAGGAUUUUUAUUGGAUUUGGAUCUUGAUAAUGUUAAAUCAUUAAGAGAGAAUGCCGAAAUUAAACAAUUAUUCCCGUUUAGCUCAGAGAGAAAAGCGAUGGGUGUAGUUAUAGAAACUGAUUCUAAAUGGAGAUUUUACGUAAAGGGUGCAAGCGAAGUUUUGUUAAAAAAAGCAAAAAGAAUAGUGAAAUUUGAAUCCAAUGAUAAUGCCACUUUUGGAGUGGAUGAUCUAGAUAAAGAACAAACUGAUAAGUUAAAUAAUAUAAUUGAGACAUAUGCCAGUCAAAGUCUAAGAACAAUAGGGAUUGCUUAUCGUGAUUUUGAAGAAUGGCCACCAAAGAACAUGACGUUAAAUGUUGAAGGUGACGUUCCUUACGAGGAAUUAGUCGAUGGUGUCACAUUAUUGAGUAUCGUGGGUAUCGAAGAUCCGCUGAGAGAAGGAGUUCGAGAUGCAGUUCAAAUGUGUAAAAAGGCUGGUGUGACAGUUCGUAUGGUCACUGGUGACAAUAUUUUAACUGCCAAAUCGAUAGCUACACAAUGUGGAAUUUAUACAGGUGGUGAGGUUAUGGAAGGUCCUGCUUUUCGUAAUCUUUCGCCUCAAGAAAUGAAGGCGUUAUUACCAAAUCUUCAAGUUCUUGCUCGAUCUAGUCCUGAAGAUAAGAAAAUAUUGGUUGGACGUCUUAAAGAAUUAGGCGAAGUCGUUGCUGUCACCGGUGAUGGUACAAAUGAUGGUCCUGCUCUAAAACUUUCUGAUGUUGGCUUUUCGAUGGGCAUAGCUGGUACAGAAGUAGCCAAGGAAGCUUCAUCUAUCAUUUUAAUGGACGAUAAUUUUUCAAGUAUUGUCAAGGCUAUUAUGUGGGGUAGAAGUGUAAACGAUGCCGUAAAGAAAUUUUUACAAUUCCAGCUAACGGUUAAUGUUACCGCUGUGUUGCUUACUUUCGUUACGGCCGUGUCAAGCAGUGAUCAAAGAUCCGUUCUUUCAGCUGUUCAAUUAUUAUGGGUCAAUCUUAUCAUGGAUACCUUUGCCGCACUUGCUCUUGCCACAGAUCCACCCACUCUCGAUUUGUUAGAUCGUGAGCCUGAACCCAAAAAUGCACCUUUAAUCACUUUAGAUAUGUGGAAGAUGAUUAUCGGUCAAAGUAUAUUUCAAUUGGUGAUUACUUUGAUUUUAUUUUAUGGAGGUGAAACGAUAUUUAAUUAUGAUCAACCGGUGAUGAGAACCGUUAUAUUUAAUACAUUCGUAUUCCUGCAAAUCUUUAAUGAAAUCAAUUGUCGACGUUUGGAUCACAAGUUAAAUGUUCUUAAAGGUGCUUUGGCAAAUAAAUUUUUAAUUAUUAUUUUCUUUAUAAUGGUUAUUGGACAGGCUUUGAUUGUUCAGUUUGGUAGUGCUGCUUUUCAAGCCACACGGCUUAAUAUAAUACAGUGGUUAAUAUGCGUUGGUUUUGGAUUCUUAUCAAUCCCUGUCGGUGUCAUUAUUCGUUUAAUUCCUACUGAAUUAAUUUGUUGUGGUCUCCGCCCAAGUACUGAAACUGCAACACAAGUACAACGUGAAAAAGAAUUCGACGCGAUUAUAGAGAUGCAAAAUAGAUUAAGGGUCUUUAAAACACUUCGUGGUGGUAGAAUCAGAGCUCAUUUUGGUGAUAAAAAGGAAAAAUAUGAGACACGUUCAAAGGCAUUUGCAGCUGCUACAAUGUUAUCAAGUUUGGUUCCAGCCUCAAUAGGAGCACCAAUUACUUCUGAACCGAAUGCUGCCGGUCAACCAAGGCAAACUGAUACCAAUCAUACCGCAAUAGAUAAUUUACCUGCUGGAAGUCCAAACAUAGUUUGA
This is a messenger RNA of Funneliformis mosseae, 3483 nucleotides long. The record is from the annotation of a GenBank genome assembly. NCBI's taxonomy places the organism in Eukaryota, Fungi, Glomeromycota, Glomeromycetes, Glomerales, Glomeraceae.